Messenger RNA from Centruroides sculpturatus (bark scorpion), 3853 nucleotides. RefSeq names its product myb/SANT-like DNA-binding domain-containing protein 3. The transcript is spliced from 2 exons. The record is from RefSeq and is a predicted model, not a curated record. NCBI's taxonomy places the organism in Eukaryota, Metazoa, Arthropoda, Arachnida, Scorpiones, Buthidae. The coding region runs from base 778 to 1524 and encodes 248 amino acids.
UCAUUUUGGUUUACGUGAUAAGUUAUGAGAUGUUUUUAAUAAAUAUUAAAUAUUACUUUAAAGAAAAAUAAUGGAUGCAUAUUCAAAACCUGAAUACCCUAACAAUUCCAUCAACAUAUUUAAAAUAGAAAAGACUAUUUGAAAAAUUUUCUUGCAUACUAAUUACACCAAAACUGCUGUGAGCUUAUUUUUUGCAUAUUGCUUUUGUCAGUUGCUUGAAUGUAAUAGAUUUUGAAAGAAUGUUUACAACCUGUACUUUGAAUUUAUUGUGUGUGUAACAGAUUUAUCCUUUUCUGACAAAUGUUAAUUCUCAAUCAGUCAACUGAAUGUCAAUUCAGUUAGAAAAUGUAAUAUUUUUUUAUUUAAAUUGAUUAACUGGGUUCUUUAAUGUAGAACAGUUUUCAGACAAAUUGUGAGAAAUUUAUGACUGUUGACAAUGGGAACAAAAGAUAAUUUGCAAAACUUUGACACUUUUGACAUAAAAUAUAUUAGUAUGUAAGUGCAUUAACUAUUUCAUUUGAUCAAAUGUUAGAUAUUCUUUAUUAGGAAAAUAGAAAUAUAUAGUGGGAAUUAAUUGUGCUCAUAGUUCUUGACCAAUUUAUUUUCUUCAGGUUAUUGGAAAUAGAACAACUAGAAUUUUGAGAGGUCUAGAGCAUGGAAGAAUAGAAGUAGUAUGAAAGAUUGGGGGUACAGAAUGAACAGAGAGAGCAAAUGGUACAUUUGAAAUCAUGCAUAAUUUAAUAGAGGACCUAAGAGGGUCUCAAAGUCUGAUUAGUCAUGGCCACCUUCAGGAAACGAAGUAUGAAUUUUACAGCCAACGAAAAGAAGCUGCUGAUAAAUUUGGUGAAAGAAUACAGAUCAGUCAUCGAAGACAAGAGAAAUGAUGCUUCGGCACUUCAGAAGAAAGAAGAGACCUGGCAUGAGUUGUGUUCGAAAUACAAUAGUCGCCAUGGAGUUAAUAAAAGAAGUGUAGGACAGCUGCAAAGAUGCUGGAAGAACAUGAAGGCCAGGUCCAAAAUCACUGUGGCCAUGGAGAUGGAAGACAAGAAAGACGAUAACAACUUUGAAAUUAAGGAGGAACGAACCGAAUCUGAUCUGGCUUCCAAGCCUGCUUAUGAUUUGGACAUCGUUUAUCCCAGCGAUGGAGAGACUUCUGGCAACACUCGUGAGGAAUUAUCUCCUUCACCCUCAGCUGAGAUGCCCUCCUAUUCAUCCGACUCAUCAGGGAUUGUCUACAAUGUGCCCUAUUCUGUGCCAGUCAAUGGGAAGAGAGAAGAGGGUGACUCUCUGGACACCGAUGGGAUGCCUAACCAUUCUCCCUCUGACAAUAGGAAUGAAAAUGCCUCCCCGGAGGAGUGGGACUGUCUGAGACGUCAGGAGCACACCAGCAAGAUGAAGCUGCUACAGAUGAAGAUGGACAUGGCACGAACUGAACAUGCUGCAGUCAUGAAGGUGUAUGGAGCCCAGCUUCAGUACUGGCAACUUAGAACUCAGCAGUUGUUGGGCAAUCAUCAGGACACUUGACCAUCUUCCUUCUUCUUGAUGGUCUUUUAUAGCAGAUCUGGGCUGUGCUGUUUAGGUGGAAAGUAGCCAGAAGAUCAAGGUUCUGCGCAUCUAGUUUUUGCCAUCUUAAUUAUAUUAAUAUGGAAUUGGUGAAGAUCUUCCUUUCCAUCAGCUGAUUUCUAAGACUUCUGGUAGAAAUAAGCAUUGUGAAAUGACACUUAGGCAUUUUGUAAACUGAUCAUAAUGACAGAAUUCCCUCAGGUUUAAAUUAUUUUAUCAGUAUUUCAUAAAAACCAAAGUUGAUCUCAGCAUUCCAACACCAAAUUUUAUUCCAAAUUAUUUUGUUCACUGUUUUCCUCUGGGUCUUCAGCUUUGGCUGUUUCCACCACACACCAUUUCCAACAUGUUCCACCUCUAUUUCUGACUUGAAAGAAAAUAAUUUUUGAUUGUGAAGCAAAUUGAUGAUCAACAAAAUGGAAUGUAGUCAUACUCUGGACUUAUUUUAUUGUUUCCAGCUUCUAAUUUUGGGUUGGGCAUGCAAGGAAAAUUCAACCAUAACUAAAAAGUUUGGUUUUUGAGAGCUGGAAAGUUUGUUUCUUGAAAGAUAAUGUUCUUAUUGACUUUAAAGCAGUUGAGAGUGGAUGGACAUGUAUUUAUUUCACUGACAUAUCUUGUCUUUUUACCUGUUUCAUUUCCACUUGAUGAUCUUAUCUGAUUUUUGCACAGAAACAGAAAAGUUGAGUGUUGAACUAGCUGAUUUUCUAUUCUAAUUCCAAAUUUUUUUCAAGCAGAACAUAGUCUACAGGUGGAUAGUUUCAGGUGGAUUUGCACUUCCACUUAAUGUCUGCCUAAAAUUUUGGUAGUUCCUGAAAUGACCAUGGCCUAAUAGAAUAUUCUAGUGCAUGGAAACUAGUGGAGUGGUUCAAAAAAUGGGAUGUAUUUUGCAGAAUUGGAUCCACUUAAAAAUCAAGAGUGUGAUGGAGAAUCAAGUAAAAAUAAAAUAAAAUCUGAAGGAAUUCUGUUAAGAAGGCAAAUUCUGGUCCAUGCAGUGCACUUUGAAAUGUUAAGAAGCAAUUCAGGAAAUUUUCUUUGGCCAAUAGUUUUUUCUAUAAACUGUUGCUAAUUUCUUUUAUAUAGAGGUGAAGUCUCCACUCAGUCUUCCUACUUUGAAAGGAAAGCCAGAUUUCACUCCUGUGUACAGCCCAAGAAGGCUAUGAGUGAGAAAGCUAUUCUAGUCUAGUAGGAAACUCCAUUUUUUAGGAACCUAGAAAAAGUCUGAAGAGGAGGAGGGAAAUGGAAAAUGGUCAAGAUAAACCUCAGUCACCAGAUUAUGUGACUAAAAGAAGUGGAAAGGUCACUGGUGUUAUGAGUAUCUGGAAACAAAACUAAAAAACAAGUUUAGUUACUGAAUUUUAUAAGAAUUAGUAAAGUCAAGUUCAUUAUUCUGGUGACUUGGUAGGUAUGGUUGCUGUUUUUCUUUGUAUAAUGAACAGAAAAUGAUUUCUUGUUUUUUAUGAUUUAGAUCAGCUCCACAUCUGGAUUCCUUCAGAGGUUUUUUCUUUGAUUCCACCUCCAGAUUACUUACCUACAAAUAAGUUUUAGCAGGUGGAAGAUUAUGGCCACUUUCCUUUUCCACCUCAUCUAAUAAAAGAACAUUUUGAUUGGUGGGGCAAUCUGUUGAUGCCAUUGUACUCAGUCCCAGACAAUAAAAAUUUUUUGUGUAAAAUAAAACUGGUCUCUUUAUUUCAGAGUCUUUCACCUGGUUUGGCAGAACACACAUACAGGCAAAGACAAAACUUUCUUGUUUAAGAACAAUGUGGAAAAUGAUCAUCAGGGUUUUCAAGUUUCAAUCAUUAGCCUUAAGUGUUACUAAAUUACCAAAAUGACAGAAAAUGAAAGUAGAGAAGUCAGCAAGGGUAGGUUGUUUAAAGUUCCUUGAAUUGAAACAUUUGUUUAAAGAGAAGGUACCCCUUUUAAUUUUAAAAGCAAGGAAUUUACAUGGAAAAAAUUUUUUGACAAAAUUUCAAAAUUAUAAAGUGCCAUUAUGACCAUUCCUGAAAGUGAGAUCAAGAACUAUUCAAGACAUCAAAUAUAGAUUGUAUUUACAUCAAUUUUAUGAAUAAAUCUUUACCAUACUAAAAUUCCAUGAAAGGAAAUUUGCCAUACAAACACUGAUUUUAAAACCAGGUAGAUUUUUUUUUUCCAGAAAAACCUGAAUUGGUGGAGUUUUACAGAAGAUGGAAUUCCACUCACAACAGGUCUAAAAGAGACAACACCCUCCAAUUUUGCAAAGUUUGAUAUACAGUGGUACCUUGUACAGUACUUUGAACAACUCUAAUAUCAAAUGGUA